UGUUUUAAACUGAACCAGUCCAUUGGAUAUGCGGUUUGCAAUCACGGCCGCAACAAUGUGAGGCUGUAUAGCCUAUAGAUUCUUUUUAUGAUAGUAAUUUUUAUUACCAAGAUUGUUUUACCUCUUUGGAUCGACGCUUUGGAAACACAAAUCAUUUACCAACUGGACCGGUGUGGAGGAACGUCCUGAGGGUUCGGAAGGGUCUCCAUAUCCUUUUUUUUUUUUUUUUUUUUUUUUUUUUUUUGCUUCCGCUGGGAGUAGAUCUAAUAUGUCAAGGCGAAAACAGACCAACCCCUUCAAAGUUGACUGGCCAUUCCACACUUCUGGCAUCACAGGAUUUCAGCAUACAAUUAAUAUGGACGGAAGGGACGAGUUCACCGAAGACAGUGAGUGUUGCAGCAACAACUCGCAGGAAGUCCUCGGACAGGAGAGCAUCUCAGAAGACAGUGAAAGCGACCCGGACUCUUCGUCCAACACCUCGGCCGACGACCACAUGACUGCCAAGAGGGCUCCGUGCCGCCUGCAAGGAGCGGGAGUCAAAGAGGAGAACGAGGACGGCUCUGAUCACAGCAACAACUUUGUGUGUCCUCUGUGCACGCUGGACUUCAGCAGUCCAGAGAAGCUCAUUUCCCAUGUCUACCAGCACACAAGUCUAAUGAACAACGCCAAAAGCUACGUGUGUCCCGUAUGUGGACGAGCACUGAGUUCGCCGGGCUCGCUCGGACGUCAUCUUCUCAUCCACUCGGAGGACCGUCUGUCCAACUGUGCCGUGUGCGGGGCACACUUCACUGACACAGACAACUUCAACAGGGACAAGCUCAAGGAAGUCCUGGACACGACCAAGCUGGACGUCUCUGGUGGAGGUGACACUUGUCCCCUAACCCACUCGCUUUCCAGUACUCCCAUGGCCAGUCCAGGAGCGGACCCUCAUUCCUUAUCCGGGCCCAGUUCCUGUCAGGGCCCUCAAUCAUGUCAAGUCCACGAUCCCAGCGGGAGUCUUUGUCAAUCCCAUCGAACGUGUCACAUCUCCGGCCCAUGUCAAGGGGCCUCCGGUCAAGGACCCUCGUUUCCCUCACUGCCCGACAGUCUGCUUUCCGAAGGGCCCUCGCUGGCAUCCAUUCCCGAUGCACUCACCUCGUCCUCCUCAGGUCUUCCUCCCAUCCCGGACAUCCUGAGCCCGACGCCCGUGUACCCUGCCGGCGUGCUCCUGGUGUGCAACAGCUGUGUAGCCUACCAGCAGCUGGUGGAAUCGCAGUCCCCCACUCGCAAAUGGGCCCUGCGCCGCAAAAACGAGCCCCUGGAGUCGCGCCUGCACCGGCUGGAGCGCGAGCGUACAGCCAAGAAGAACAAGCGCGCGUGCGAGACGGACGAGGAACGCGAGUUGCGCCGUCUGCGUGACCGCGAGGCCAAGCGCAUGCAGAGGAUGCAGGAGUCUGAGGAGCAGCGGGCACGGCGCCUACAGCGGGACCGUGACGCCAUGCGCCUCAAGAGGGCCAACGAGCCGCCCGAAAAGAGGCAGGCGCGGCUCGUCCGCGAGCGCGAGGCCAAAAGGAUCAAGCGCCGGCUGGAGAAGAUCGACCCCGCACUGAGGACGCAGAUUGAACACGACCCCGCCGCCAUGGCUGCGCUCACGGCCGACAUGAGCCUCUUUCAGUUCCCCUGCCCUGUGCCCGUCCCCUCCAUGGGAAAUGGACUUUUCAUGAAGAUGCCCUAAGAGGACUGCACUCUUAAUUCAGUGGUGUCCAAACUUAUCAGUGAAGAAAAAUCAAAGGACACUUCUUUACCAUUAACUCAUUCAGUGCCAGCUGGUUUUAAAGCUGUCAACCCCAUAUUGCCAACAUUUUCCCAGACAAUAUCGUGUUAGCGUGCUACCGUCAAAGUUAAUACAUUAACGUCGGAAGUUUGAAAAUGCUAACGGUUUUCAUUGACCUGGUAAAAACGACCUUCACAUGAAAGACAGUUGCUCAAAUGCCGUAUUUUUCGGACUAUAAGUCGCAGUUUUUUUCAUAGUUUGGCAGACGGUGCAUCUUAUACUCUGGAGCGACUUAUGUGUGAUUAUUUACGGUCGGGUCGGGCCGACUUCUCUUUCGUUAGCUUUUUUAAAAAAUAAAUAUAUAUUCAUAUAUUUACACUAAAACGAUGUAUGGAUGUUAAAUAAAAUAAUUUGGAUAAAACAGAGAAGGCGCUGUGCAUGCCUGCGCACGAGAACGCAGUGUCCCCGCUCUCUUUUCAAUCUUCCCAUCCCGCCCUAGCGCCCUCCGCGAGCAUCCUGGCAUUUCCUUUUCGAUAUGGAGCAGUGAGGAGUGAAAAACAAACUACAGACAAGAGAAUUGAAAAGCAAACAAUUGCGGUAGGAGUGGGAUAUGGAAAGGAUUAAAAUUGAUUGUUGAAGAUGCUAUACAGAAACCUGUGUCGGCAUCGCUGAAUGUAAACGAAUGUGGCGCUUUGGUCUCAUACGAGAAAUAUAUUUUAACAAACUUUUCAAAAUAUGUAGACUAUUUAAACAUUGAGAAAACAUGCGUUUUUUUUCUCUGCCAACUCAAGAUUUAAAUAAAUGUCAAAUCCACUAUCCGCCUGUUAGAACAGACACACAAAUAUAAAAGAUAUAAAUGUUUAUUGAAUACCCAUCUUACAGUCUUGUUUAACUGGGAGAAUUCGUUACAAAAGACAGGCUUUAAGUUGUUAUCAUUAUGCAUAUAUGCACCGGCAUCGUCACAAACGUGAUCACACAAAAUGCAACCACGCAUCGCAUCCCCGCAUUACCUCCUCCUCCUGAGUCCUCACAAAUAAAACAUAAGAUUUAGUUGAGUAUUUGACAGCUGACAGCGCAGCCGUAUUUUUUGUCGGCAGUUACAGUGGGGCAAAUAAGUAUUUAGUCAACCACUAAUUGUGCAAGUUCUCCCACUUGAA
Molecule: messenger RNA, 2910 nt
Organism: Corythoichthys intestinalis (scribbled pipefish)
Lineage: Eukaryota; Metazoa; Chordata; Actinopteri; Syngnathiformes; Syngnathidae
Gene: znf821
Product: zinc finger protein 821
Exons: 6
Coding region: 269-1714 (481 amino acids)
Biological process (GO): regulation of transcription by RNA polymerase II
Cellular component (GO): chromosome; nucleus
Molecular function (GO): chromatin insulator sequence binding; DNA-binding transcription activator activity, RNA polymerase II-specific; RNA polymerase II cis-regulatory region sequence-specific DNA binding
Source: RefSeq, a predicted model, not a curated record